This is a messenger RNA of Castor canadensis (American beaver), 1137 nucleotides long. NCBI's taxonomy places the organism in Eukaryota, Metazoa, Chordata, Mammalia, Rodentia, Castoridae. The record is from RefSeq and is a predicted model, not a curated record.
AUGCACCUGCUCACCUGUCAAUCCGCUCAGGGUGGCCUUGGGGGAGGGCCAGAGGUGCGGGUGAGCGACGGCGUCGGGGCUUCGCAAGGCUGUGGAGCUCAGAGCAGCAUCGGCGGCAGCCUGCGUUUCCGCACGGGCCAGCGCCGUGGCCAGCUGCUCCUCCCUAGGGCUUUUCAGCUCCGGGGCAGCAUCUCUGCCGGGCGGACAGACCUGGAGGAAGAAGGCUGCGAAUUCCCCGCCGCCGCCUCUGCCACCAACACCAGCGCCGCCGCCAACGCCACCGCCGCCACUGCUGCCGCCGACCUCACCGCCGCCACUGCCGCCGCCGCCUCCACCACCAGCGAGCCUGGGCCGGGCAGGGCGCCGAGCGGGCCGUCUGAGGCGCAGGCCGGAGCGGGCCCGGCACCGCAGCGCUGGUGGAGGCCGGGUCUCCGAGGCGACGGCCGAGGCAGGUACAACCGUACCGGAGGAGGCGGCGCCGCCGCUCGUCCCUUGUCCUCAGGAGGGGGCCAAUGGCGAGCGACAAGCCGGUCCCGCCCGGGACUCGAGCCUCAGCCCGUGGAGCCCAUCGCCGUCUGGGCCGGCAGCGGAGGCGGUGGCGAUGGCGGCGGCAGCGGGAUGGCGGGGCUGAUGGGGCGUCCGGCUCCGGCUCCGGCUCCGGUUCCGCUCUCCGCGGGGACGAGUUACCUUUGGGUGCCGAUCCGCACCAUCCGGAUGAAAUUCGCAGUUUGGACUCCUGCAGGUCGGACAGAUCAGCAGCAGGGACAUCGUGGAGACGGUGCUCAACCUGGCAAUUUCAUUGCCUCCUUUUGCAAAGUGUCCUUAUCACAAUGGCUUCACCCUGAACACUUGGCUUCCUGUGGAUCCAUUAAAUAACAUUAAUGUUGAUAAGGAUAAGCCUAAUCUUUAUUGUUUUGUACUAGCAAAGAAGUUGGCUAUUUUGCACAGUUUGUUGGCUCAAUAGUUACAUCAGCAAAGUCCAAAGGAAAAGGUUUUCAGCACUGUGGGAAAUAUGAUCUUCAACCAUGCAAGGUAGGUAAAAAGUAAGUAUUCAGUCAGUUGAGUCUUAUAAAGUCACUGUUUUCUUUGUCAUGAGACUUACCCACUGUGAUUUCUAUAAUAGUCUCUUUAUCUGGU